AUGACACCAAAUGAGCUGAAUUACACGCAAAUUGAAAAGUUGUGUUUGGCACUAGUCUUCUCGAUUCAAAAGUUGAAGCACUACUUUCAAGCUCAUAGUGUUCACCUUAUUUCCAGAGCAAAUCCCAUCAAGUUUAUGAUGUCAAAAUCAGUCCUCACUGAUCAACUAGCAAGGUGGUACCUCCAGUUUCAACAAUUUAAGAUUACAUACAUCCCUCAAAAGGCUGUAAAAGGACAGACAUUGGCGAAAUUCCUAGCGGAUCACCCGAUACCUGAUGAUUGGGAUCUAACUGAUGAAUUUCCCGAUGAAGAUGGAGAAGUUCUCCCAUACUCCUUUACUUUGACACAACAUUGCUCCAAUAAUGUCGCUGAAUAUCAAGCACUAAUACUUGGACUGGAAAUGGCUGUCGACAUGAAGCAGUUACAGUUUUAUGAAGUCAAGAAGCCUGAAUUAUUCCCCUAUCAUGGUUAUGCUCAGAAGUUGAUAGGAUGGCUUGGUGAUGUGACUCUUCAGCAUGUUCCAAGGAAGGAAAAUAAGAAAGUCGAUGUUUUAGCUGCUCUAGCUUCAACGCUAACUCUGCCAGAUUAA
Molecule: messenger RNA, 588 nt
Organism: Lycium ferocissimum
Lineage: Eukaryota; Viridiplantae; Streptophyta; Magnoliopsida; Solanales; Solanaceae
Exons: 3
Coding region: 1-588 (195 amino acids)
Molecular function (GO): nucleic acid binding
Source: RefSeq, a predicted model, not a curated record